This is a messenger RNA of Galendromus occidentalis (western predatory mite), 1068 nucleotides long. RefSeq lists its product as uncharacterized. The coding region runs from base 1 to 1068 and encodes 355 amino acids. The transcript is spliced from 7 exons. Lineage: Eukaryota; Metazoa; Arthropoda; Arachnida; Mesostigmata; Phytoseiidae. The record is from RefSeq and is a predicted model, not a curated record.
AUGAAUCAUCUCUUGCUCCUGCCGCUCUUGAUGAUCAACGUCGUGCCGACGAUAUCCACCAUAAGAGGAUUGUACCAGAUCGGUCGGGACGGCAUCAAUAGUACGCUGAAUACAGCCAUUGAACUGCCGGGAAGAUUUCUGCAGGGUUACACCGAGAACAUCGACCUCCCGUCGAAGGCUAUCCUCGAUGGCAUCGGUCGAACCCUCAAGAUCAUUCAGAAAUUCAUAAACGUCAUCCUUGAUCUUGUGUUCACGCCUCUGAAUCUACUCAUCUACCCCGUGGAUGCUGUUGUUGAAGGAACUCUGAAUAUGAUCCCGUUCGUCAGGAUUAUCGCUCAGCUCAUGGAUAGAGUUAUAUUCGGUUUCAAUGACCAUCAAGGUCAUGCCGGCAAAAUUCUAUCGGAUAGCAGCCAGCGAAUCGGCCAGAAACUGAGUCAAUCACGGACUAUUCCGGAACCAAGAGGGAUGAGCGCCACCCUGACGGUCUUCAUCGGGAACUCCACAAUCGAAAUAAACAAUGAAAUCGUCCUCUCUCUGUACAAUAUGUUCGUAUCAUCGGCCGAAUCCUCAAUCGCCACGCUUCCUGAAGUCAUCACCCUGGCGAGAAUGACCUCGUCUAAACAAAGCGUUGCUGAACCUAGUUUGAAGGAUGCCGACCUCAACCUGAACAAGUCUCUGGUCAUCAUGGCGAACAUCACAGAUUCAUUGAGUCCGCCGAAUGAGAAUGCAUCUCAUGCCGCGAAACUACUCCGAAAGGAUAUCCACAAAAUAAUGCUUAGCAUGGGUUUCACGAACACCUUCGCAACUGCAAAAAAUGUUUCAAGAGCUAUUACGAGUUCAGUUCUGCUCCUCAAUGAACUGGUGCUGAGUGAAGUCGAUACCGGAACCUUGAACAACUUCUACACGACUCUGAUCACCGGCUUGAUCAAUGCCGUUGGUUCAGUAUCGCUGAAAAUUUAUUUUUCAAGCGAAUCUUCCGCGGAAAUGCAGAAUUUCCUCCAGGUCGCAUUGAAGCCCCUGAACCUGAAUGACUCCAUCGCCGAAACCUGUCGGAAGAUUGAUGGAUGA